UUAUUCCCCGUCGUCGCGGCCGUCUUUAGUCGGACCAACAGUCUCGCCAUCAAAGUCCGCGGCCUCCAGGCUUUCGUCGUUCUCUGCGGCGGCUCCAACGAUUCCAGCGUCGACGACGGAGGUCUCAGUGGCCUGCAAGGAAGCAAAAAGUCCUCAUCAUCCAGCGCUCUCGACAAAUACACGAUGCAGGAGAAGAUUGUGCCUUUGGUCAAGGGCAUCAAGACAAAGGAGCCCGCCGUCAUGAUGGCCGCGCGCGACCUCAUGUACGUCGUCGGGCAGACAGCCGACGCCGAGUUCGUGGCCAUGGACAUUUUGCCCAUCCUGUGGACCAUGAGCCUGGGACCGCUCCUCAACCUCCAGCAGUUCCAGUCCUUCAUGGACCUCAUCAAGACGCUGUCGCGCAAAGUCGAAGACGAACAGACGAGGAAGCUACAGGAGCUCUCCGGCUCGGCCAACGGCUCGACGGCCGCUGCCAACGAAGACUUUAUGGCUUUUGGCGGCGUGACGGGCACCGCCUUUGACGCCACCAACGGCGGCAACGAGGACGAUUUCGAAGCGCUGGUCAAGGGAAGAACCGGCGGCGGCUCGUCUAGCGUCACGAGAACGCCCACGUGGGACGACUCGCCGCGCGUGGCCUCUGCCGCCGCCAGUCGAUCGUCGACGGCCACGCCCCAGACGCCGUCCUUUUCCUGGUCGACGCAGCCCACGACGAGCCCGCCCGUGAAGCAGCAGCAGCAGCCCCUCGCCCUGCAGAGCCAGCAGUCGUCGUUCCGCACCGUCACCCCGGACCUCAACCGCUUCGAGGUCAUGACGCCCACGUCGACGCAGUUCAGCCAGCCGCUGCAGCCGACGCCGUCGCAGCCCGCUUCCGCCGCGGCAGCACCCAGCUUCAGCUGGUCUUCUUCUUCCAACGCCGCGAGCACAGCAGCCAAGAGCUUCUCUCCUCCACCCCUGACAUCAAAUUACUCCUCCACAAUUUCAAACUCUAGCUCCGCCGUCCCAAUCUAA
Messenger RNA from Trichoderma citrinoviride, 1008 nucleotides. RefSeq lists its product as hypothetical. The record is from RefSeq and is a predicted model, not a curated record. The transcript is spliced from 2 exons. The annotation marks the transcript as partial. NCBI's taxonomy places the organism in Eukaryota, Fungi, Ascomycota, Sordariomycetes, Hypocreales, Hypocreaceae.